AUACUUGAUUUCCGGUUUGAUACUUCCGGUUGUAAUAAACAAGUUUCAAUUUAAAGACCAAAGCCUUGGUGAUAAGCUGAACAGCUGAUAAAAUUUUUGAGAAACAUCCUUUCCAUUAAGUAAUCAUAUCAAUCCACCUCGAUAAAUUAGGUAACAUUAUUCUUGAUGACUAAUAAUCUUGUGUCUAACACUCAACUUUGUAUUUAGUUUAAAUUAUAAAAAUGGCAGAGGCAAUAGCUCCUCCAGCAUCGAAACCUUCUGAUAGUCAAAUAUCAGAAAGGUUUGAUAUCAUUUUUACGAAAGCUUUAAAAUUUGUAAGUGAAGCUCUACUUAAAGAUGAAGAAGGUAUUAUUCAAGAAGCUAUUGAUCUUUACAAAACAAGCUUAAUCUUUAUUGAAGAAGCAUUAGGAAUUAGUAGAGGGUCAACAGAGGGAAAAAAGAAAAAACUAGAAUCUGCAAAGAAGAAUGUAGUUGAUAGAUUAAAAAUUUUAAAAAAUCAGCAACCGCAAUCGAAAUCAAACAAUUUACAAAAUCAAGAGAAUGAACUAUUAGAAAUUAUGGAAAUUGAUGGUAUUGAAACAGCUACAAGUGAUGAAAAUUGCAAUGCCACUGAAUUAUUAGCUAUCUCUGAGGCUCAGAUAUUUUAUAUUUCUGCCGAUGGUCUUGUUUCGGCUCCUUCGUAUCCAUCCAAGUUAGGAAUAUACAAAUUUCGAAAUGAAGCAGAUAGAAUUAGAACUGGAGCUCCUGCUUUUCUUAAGGUUGGAUCAUGGACAUAUCCAUUAGUACCAAAUCAAUCUCCAUCUUUACAAUCAAUUUGGGGAGCUUAUAUGUUUCCAGAUUUGGAAAAAGGGGUUGAUCAUGCUAUAGGUGUUAUCUUACCAGACAACACCACGCUAACUGAUAGACAAACCUUUGAGAAUUUGAUUAAAGAGUAUUCUAUGCUAAGUAUUGAAGAGGGUGAAGAAGCCGUUGAAGAAUCUGAAGAUAAGUAUCAAAGAUUAGAACACAAAAGGGGUAGUGAAAAAGUUGCUGAAGGAAUAGAGAGAACCGCCGAAUAUAUUGCGAAAGGUGUUGAUUUUGGGGUUCAUAAAAUAAGUGGAUGGCUACUCAAGGGAGGUUCAGCAGUCAGAGAUAGGAUGGCACCUACUGAAAAAGAUGUCCAAGUACGUCCAGAUGUUCAAAAGGGUCUAAAAACUAUUCGCACUUGUAGUAAAGCUGCAGUUUCAGUCUCCUCAACUAUUGUUAGCUGCGUAGGAUCUGCAACGAAACAUUUAGCAGUAUACGCUGCUCCUCACCUUCGAAAAGGGGCUGAGAAAGUGUUACCCAAGAGUUGGACUACCCCAAAGGAGAAUCAAGAGUGCUCAAAAUUAGACGAUGCAUUAUUAAUUGGAGCUCACGGGGUUCAAGGAGCUGUUACAGUAUACUUAAGUCUAGAACAUGCGGCGUUUACAUUAGCAAGAGGGUUAGCCGAUGAAUCAGUGAAAACAGUUAAACACAAAUACGGAGAACAGUCUGGAGCGGCAACUGAAGACGCUUUAUAUAGCGCAGUCAAUAUAGGCAUGACAGUUAACAAUGCAAAAAAUCUUGGAGUUAAGGCAGUAGCAAAGCGAAUAGCAAAAGACACUGGAAAGGAAGUUGCUAAAGACCUUAUUAAGACUCGUACGGAAAUGGAUAAACCUGGUAGUUCGAAAGAUGCUUUGUAA
Dimorphilus gyrociliatus is the source of this 1703-nucleotide messenger RNA. NCBI's taxonomy places the organism in Eukaryota, Metazoa, Annelida, Polychaeta, Dinophilidae. The record is from the annotation of a GenBank genome assembly.